Geodia barretti is the source of this 2691-nucleotide messenger RNA. NCBI's taxonomy places the organism in Eukaryota, Metazoa, Porifera, Demospongiae, Tetractinellida, Geodiidae. The record is from the annotation of a GenBank genome assembly.
AUGAGUAUGACGGUUGAUAAUCCGAAAGGGGUUGAUGAAGAGGCAAUCUCUCCAAAGCAUUCUAACGAAGGCGAUCGGACCGGGCUAACUUUCACGCCCUAUUUUACCACGUCCGGCGUUCAUCCCUACGAUUUGUUGGAGUGGGAACGCCGCGAUGCCGUCAUCUACAAUGAAAAGGGUGAUGUCAUCUUUAAACAGGAGCAGGUUGAAGUACCGGCAAGCUGGACGCAGCUCGCGACAGAUAUUGCGUCGUCGAAAUAUUUCCGAAAAGCUGGAGUCCCCGGUGCAGAAUCGGAGGACAGUGCUCGUCAAUUGGUUACCCGCGUGGCGCGCACGCUCCGUCGCGCAGGCGAAGAACUCGGGGGGUAUUUUGCUACCCCUGAAGACGCAGAAACGUUUGAGAUGGAAUUGACGCAUAUCCUCGUUACACAACGGGGUGCUUUCAAUUCGCCUGUUUGGUUUAACUGCGGCUUGUGGCAUGAAUAUAAUAUCGAGGGGGGCGGCGGCAACUACUAUUGGGACCGAGACGCACAGGAAGUCAAGGUCACUACCAAUGCGUAUGAACACCCGCAAAAUUCCGCCUGCUUCAUUCAAAGCGUUGACGAUUCUCUGGACUCUAUGUUGGAGCUCCAGAGAUCUGAAGUGCGUCUCUUUAAAUACGGCAGUGGCACAGGCUCCAACUUCAGCAAAGUUCGCGCGAAGGGUGAACUCCUCUCCGGCGGUGGCGAGAGUUCGGGGGUACUGUCAUUCCUUGAAGGCUUCGAUCGAUGGGCAGGCAGUAUCAAAUCUGGUGGCACCACAAGACGCGCAGCCAAAAUGGUUAUCCUCGACAUGGAUCACCCAGAGAUUGCUGACUAUAUUGACUGGAAACUCAGGGAAGAGAAUAAAGCAAAGGCACUCAUCGCCGCAGGAUAUCCAGCCGAUUUCAAUGGCGAGGCAUACAGCACUGUCAGCGGACAGAACAGCAACAACUCCGUCCGGAUUCCAGAUGAUUUCAUGAAUGCCUACUUACAGGGCGAUUCAUGGAAAACUACGUACCGGACAAGUGGUGAAGUUGCCGACGAAUAUGAUGCCAGAACACUCAUGGAGAAGAUCGCCUAUGCCGCUUGGGCAUGCGCAGAUCCGGGUGUCCAGUUUGACAGCACGAUUCAGAAAUGGCAUACAUGUAAAAACACGGGCAGGAUUAACGCAAGUAAUCCGUGCAGUGAAUACCUCUUCUUAGACGAUUCUGCCUGCAACCUCGCCAGCAUUAACCUUGCCAAAUUCUUGAGAGAUGAUAAUACCUUUGACAUUGAGGGUUUCCGCGCCACUGUUCGUGUGUUCGCCACUGCGAUGGAAAUCAUAGUAGAUCUCUCUUCAUACCCAACUGAAGGUAUAGCACAGCGUUCUCAUGAAUAUCGUCCCCUCGGACUCGGUUAUGCUAACUUGGGUGCACUCUUGAUGCGUUUAGGUAUUCCUUACGACAGUGACCAAGCCUAUGCCUACGCAGGUGCCAUUACUGCUAUCCUGAGUGGUAAGGGGUAUCAAACAAGUGCAGAGAUUGCUGGGAGUAUUGGUCCUUUUGCUGGGUACGUGAAGAAUAGCGACACUAUGUUAGACGUUAUGCGGAUGCACCGCGAUGCCGCCUACAGUAUCGAUUCGAUAGCAUGCCCACCCGACCUUUUAGAGGCUGCAAAAGCGGAUUGGGAUGUCUGUCUUGAAAAGGGAGAACGUUGGGGUUAUCGGAAUUCCCAAAUUAGUGUUAUCGCUCCGACGGGAACUAUCUCUUUCCUGAUGGAUUGUGAUACGACAGGGAUUGAACCGGAGUUCGCUCUCGUCAAAUUCAAGAAGUUGGCAGGCGGCGGGUACAUGAAAAUUGUCAACCAGAGCGUUCGCGAUGCCUUGUACAACUUAGAUUAUACACUUCAGCAAACUGAAGCUAUUAUUAAGUAUCUCAUCGGAACAGGCACUUUUGAAGGGACACCGCAUAUCAAUGCCGAUACAUUGAAGCGGAAAGGCUUCACACAGAAAGAUAUCGCCCACGUUGCGGAGAUGUUACCGAGUGCGUUCGACCUAAAUCUUGCCUUUGCCCCGGGCUUUCUUGGAGAAGAGUGUCUUAAACGGUUAGGUAUAACCGAAGAAGCAGCAGCAGAUCCCAGUUUUAACCUCCUCCCUGCAAUUGGAUUUAGUGAAGAUGAAAUUAGUAUUGCUGAAGAAGUCAUCUGUGGUACAGGCACGAUUGAGGGCGCGCCACAUCUCUCACCGACGCACUACCCCGUUUUCGAUUGUGCCGUCCAGUGUGGUAAGCACGGAACUCGUUAUAUAAAUCACAUGGGACCGUUGAAAAUGAUGGCGGCUGUGCAACCCUUUAUCUCUGGUGCUAUCUCCAAGACCGUCAACGUCCCGCGCGACGCAACGGUAGAUGACAUCAAGACGUUAUACAUGGAAGCGUGGCGACGCGGUGUCAAAUGUCUCGCCGUUUAUCGUGAUGGUAGCAAAGGUAGCCAACCGCUUUCAACCCGAAGCCAACAGGAUGCGGAGAGUGAAACCGAUAAGGCUAUUGCUGAUGCUCUCACUGAGCGUCCCAUCAGGAAACGUCUCUCAGACACGCGUCUUCUCUUACGCACAAAUUUAGCGUUGGUGGUCAUGAAGGCUACAUCCAUGUUGGGUUUUAUGAAGAUGGUAACCCUGGAGAAGUCUUCCUCCGCAUGA